ACACGUCUGACAGUAAAUAAUAUUCUUAAUUAUUAUUAUUAUUAUCAUUAUUUAUGUACAAGUAUUAGAUAAACUCUUCGUCAUUUUACAGUUCUUUUCAGUAGUAAAUUGCUAAAAACAGGUUUUAACACAAAUGCUUACGAAUUCAAAUCAUAAAGGUGUCAUGCAACAUAAACCCAUAAUAAAUAUAAGUAAAUAUGGCGAUUCAACAAAUGAACAGAGCAAAUAUUCAUUGCAUAGAAAUUAUGGAGAACAACAUCACAAUGAUGAUAGGAAUAUAAAUUAUAACGAAGAAAUGAAUGAUGACAACGAUGAUGAUGAUGUUGAUGAUAAUAAUAAUGAAGAUAAUGUUAGAAAAGAUUCUAAAAAAUCUACCCAAAAUCUUUCUUCUGAAUUGUCUAGUAUUAAUGUAACUGGAGAAACUUCUAAAAAGAAGGGAAUCAAUCAAUUAGAAGUAUUAUCUGUACAUUCAUUGAAAUCUUCCACAUCUGUGAUGUCAUCACCACCAGUAAAUAUGUCUACAUCGUCGUCAUCAUCAUCAACAACAACAACAACAGCGGAAAUUUUAAAUAAUCCACCCAUGUUACGUCGUGGUAUAGCUUAUCUUGAUAUGGAUGAUGGUGAUUGUACUAUUGAAGAAGAUGAUGAAGAAGAUCAAGCUAAUGAAUAUUUAAAACACUCUGUACAUACUUCAAAUUUUAAUGUUUCAAUGAUCAGUAGUUGUUUAAUGUUAUCAAAUUCCGCGGCACCACAUAUAAAUUAUCAUUUACCCAUAAAUGAUAUAUUUCAUCAUUUCUUACGUUGAAUGAAAAAAGAUGAACAACUUUUCAUCAUUAAUAUUGUGAGUUUUAUUUAACACAAUUGGUAAAAAAGAGUCAUAAAAUAAUUAUUAUGAUAUAUGUAGAAAUGCUGGGUCAGGAAUUUCCUAACUUUCUACAUGUCAUGCUUCAUCCUCUAUUCGUGAUAUUUACUAAACUAAUUUACUUUCGAAAAGUGAAAAAUGAAUGGUAAUUGUUUUACUAAGUUAAUUCAUUUCAUUUACUAUAUGAAUAAAUACUGUGCAUGCGUUCAUUUUCAUUUUUCCC
This is a messenger RNA of Trichobilharzia regenti, 1085 nucleotides long. The record is from the annotation of a GenBank genome assembly. NCBI's taxonomy places the organism in Eukaryota, Metazoa, Platyhelminthes, Trematoda, Strigeidida, Schistosomatidae.